ACAAGUGCAAGGGUAAAAUCCCUUGAUACAUUGAGCUACACCACCAAAAAAUAACUGGAAAAAGGCUGGCACAUGCAAAACAAAUCCUCCUAGCUAACCAACCAUGUAUGAAAAUUCAUAAAUGUCUCCUUGUAUGGUACACUUGAAAGACACAACCAUCUCCUUGACAAAGAUGUCCUUCACAUGGGAAUUAAAGAUGUAUUUUAGUCACCUUAACUGGCUGUAAGUUGCAAAGGAUCAAACUUGUAUAGAUGUUGCCAUUCUAACUGCCAUUCUGACCAACGUGGUACUGAUCUAAUCCCCGCUUCUAAUAAGUUCUUUUAAAUUCUCCCUUUCUGACUGACAUAGCCCUCUCUCUCUCUCUCUCUCUCUUUAGAAGCUCUUUUAAAUUCUCCCUUUCUGACUGACAUAACCCUCUCUCUCUCUCUCUCUCUCUCUCUCUCUCUCAAGAGGACAACAAAAUUAUGGGUGCUUUAGAAAUUUUCUUGAUUUUCUUUGUUUUUAUUGGGGUGCUCUGUUUGGUCAAUGGGCAACCUCUAGUUCCAGCAUUGUUCAUAUUUGGUGACUCUGUUGGAGAUGUAGGCAAUAACAACCAACUUUUCACUAUUGUCAAGGCAAACUUCCCUCCUUAUGGAAGAGACUUCAUAGGUCACAAACAUACUGGAAGGUUCUGCAAUGGAAAGCUCGCCUUAGAUUUGACCGCUGAGAAUAUAGGUUUCACCACAUACCCACCAGCUUAUCUUAGCAAGGAAGCAAGUGGACAGAACCUCCUGACUGGAGCCAACUUUGCUUCUGGUGCUUCUGGGUAUUAUGAAGCUACUGCACAACUAUAUCAUACCAUACCAUUGAGUAAGCAGCUGGAAUACUACAAGGAGUGCCAGAAGAAAUUGGUGGGAAUUGCUGGGAAGGCCAAUGCUUCGUCCAUUAUCUCUGGUUCAAUCUACUUCAUCAGUUCGGGGAGUAGCGACUUUGUUCAGAACUACUAUAUCAAUCCUCUGCUCUACGAGAAGUACACAACUGAUCAGUUCUCAGACAUUCUCAUUCAGUCUUAUGCAACUUUCGUUCAGGAGCUAUAUGGAUUGGGAGCGAGGAAGAUCGGAGUUGCAACGCUGCCACCGCUAGGAUGUCUGCCGGCAUCCAUUACAAUAUUCGGCUCUGAUAGCAAUGAGUGUGUGGCCAAGUUAAAUAAAGCUGCAAUCUCAUUCAAUAACAAGCUCAAUGUCACCUCUCAGAAUUUGCAAAACAAGCUUUCCAACCUCACCCUGGUUGUCUUGGACAUCUAUCAACCUCUCUAUGACCUUGUCACAAAGCCUGCUGCUAAUGGUUUCGCAGAGGCAAGGAGAGCAUGUUGUGGUACGGGGUUGCUGGAAACAUCGUACCUAUGCAAUGCCAAGUCCCCUGGAACCUGUGCAAAUGCAUCGCAGUACGUCUUCUGGGAUGGCUUCCACCCAUCUGAGGCUGCCAACGUCAUCUUAGCCAAUGAUCUGCUCAUCAGCGGCAUCGCCCUCAUUUCCUAAUUCCACACCUAAAAUCACUCUUGGGCCUUUCCCAUUAAUUAACUUUGCUUUUGCUGAUCUUGUUGGCGAGUUUUAUCAGCCUUUUGCCCAGUUGGUUUGUGUAUGUGUGUGUGUGGUGGUAUGACUUCACUUGAAUAAUGGAGGUACGAAGUGUAUGAUGUUUGUUGGAAGCUUUAUGUAACUUGGAGUCUUACGAGGGCGAGAUCACUCGCACUAUUUGUUUCCUUUGUGACUCUUUCUCUGUUGUAUUUGAAACAUCUGUGUCUAUCAAUGUCUUCUUCCUUCA
Molecule: messenger RNA, 1803 nt
Organism: Rhododendron vialii
Lineage: Eukaryota; Viridiplantae; Streptophyta; Magnoliopsida; Ericales; Ericaceae
Product: GDSL esterase/lipase At5g22810
Exons: 5
Coding region: 465-1517 (350 amino acids)
Molecular function (GO): hydrolase activity, acting on ester bonds
Source: RefSeq, a predicted model, not a curated record